AUGCGCUACUACUACAAAAAGGGAAACCUUGUAGCGGAGAAAUCAAGCAAGUUGACCACACCAAUAAGUGGCAGAGUGGCAUUGUUUAUCCAGGCCCUCGUGGACACAGACCCAGAAGGACGUCCAGAUGUGGUGGAGGCAGCAAGUGAUGUAUGGUUAGAGGAGCUUGGAGUUGAUAAUCAUAGAGGAACAGACUUUCAGUUUGUGGAUGAAAAGGAAAUGAGAGAUUGUGCUUCACUGAUCACCCCUAACAACUCGCAGAAUCUCAAAGGUAUACGUAGUCUUGUUCCGAUUGAUCCUGCCGGUCUCUCUGCACCCCAUAGUCCCCUUGCCAGUUUAUAUUCCCGUGACUAUGUAGCCGGUAGCCGCAGGGUUAGCAGGCAGGAUGAGGGAGUGGAUAGAAUGGACUUGAAAACGGUGUCCCUAGGGCCGGCGGUGGCGCCCGCCUACCUUACCAUCUCGGCCUUCCUGAACGAGUCGUAUCCCGGAUCUGCACCGUUCAACGAGGAAGCACUUUGGCCAUCGAAACCUGCAGGAUGAGGGUAGCGUUGUUUAGGGCAGAGCUGGGACCCCAGAUUUCAGCAAGGGACUGCUAAAGAAGAACGAGGGUACUAGAUGUUGAUACAAUGGUUUCUUUAUGUUCUCAAAUACUUCCUUUUGGUUUUCACUUUCCAUACCAGAUCCUAGUUAACACUGGCUGUUUUUAUUUUGUUGUUCUUGUGGCCUCCGGUUAUUUCGCCUUUGUUUGUUUACUCUCUGCUGGGGGGUGUCUGGACAGGUCAUAUUGAUAAAUAGUUCGACUAGCUACUUCUGAUUAUCAAUUAUCUCUGUGUUGAGUUCCGCAGAGCUCUGGUCCUUAA
This is a messenger RNA of Tuber melanosporum (Perigord truffle), 860 nucleotides long. RefSeq lists its product as uncharacterized. The record is from RefSeq and is a predicted model, not a curated record. The transcript is spliced from 3 exons. Lineage: Eukaryota; Fungi; Ascomycota; Pezizomycetes; Pezizales; Tuberaceae. Bases 1 to 540 code for a protein of 179 amino acids.